UUAACGGAAGUAGACAAAUAAAGUGAACAGAAGACUGUAGACAAGUAAAAAUGGACAAAUAUGAUAGUGAUAGUGACGCUCCUGCUAUUGAACAGGCCUUGUUUGUGGAAGAAAACAGUGAUGAAGAAAUUAAUCUCAAUGUUCCACCAACUUCAGGAAAUGAAUAUCUUCGGCGUGUUAGACAGGAAGCCAUGGGUUGUCCCCAAGUGGUUGUUGCUGACCUUGACACCAGCGCCUUUAACCACAAACAGACUGUUAAAGUCACUGAGCCAGGAGGAUUGUUGCCAGUACCACCCAGCUAUAGGGCUCCAAUGUCAUGGCAAAGAUUACAAGUGGCAGAGUUUGCAGCCCUACGCCAGAAACUAAUUCAGUACAGGGCUUUGAUCAAACAGAAGAAAGUCAACAUUCCAACGCCAAAUCUUCCCCAUGCCAAUAAUGCUGACAGUUGGUGCAAGUUUUGUUUUGGAAAGAUCCAGGGGAAAUCUGAGAAGUUGGCUGGUGACAGUGUGGCAGGCUCAGUGGACUCGGACCAAGGGACACCACCUUUGUUACAGAUUGUAGCCUUCAUGAAUCAGUUUCAGGUGACCAAAGUUCUGGAAUACCACAUCAACUGGAUGGAAGCAACAGGAUUUAGUUCUCAACAGGGUCGUUGGUUCUUUGCCUUGCUGGCCAGUCUCCAGAAACCACUGACCCCUGAAAUGUGUUCCUGGAUCCGGCGGUUGGCACGGUUGUGUUCCAAUAUCAGGGCAACACUGGAGUCACCAGAAGAUCCGCUGCUGAAAGAGCUCAAUCUGAUCAUAUGCCUUGUGUCUCGAUACUUUGGACAGAGGGACUUGGCCGAUUCAUGAGCAUUAGAUUUAUUGACAGUGUCUCGAGUGACCACUUCAGGCCCCCAGUUCAUUUGGGAUGACGCUGAAUAUCAUAAUUUGUUUUGACAGUCAAAAUGUUUUUUAAACUAAUGCUCAUGUUCAGCAGAUCAGAUCUGAUUCAUUUUUAAAAGUUGAUUUACACAUUUUACAAAACCUAUUACAUAGUAUCCCCAAGCCUUGUGUAGGUUGGAAAUAGUACAAGAUGUUUUCAACUGUGGAUGGACCAUCCUGUUCACAAUCAGAUUUUAGGACAGAAUGGCCAAGCAGUCAUAUUGAACCUGCUUAGAUGUUCAGUAUUUUUUGUGUUCACAAAGGUUAGCAAAUUUCUAGUUAAUUUCAAUAACCAAUUUGUGGUUUUUAAUAAUGAGUGUGGAGGCUUUUGAAGUUAGUUAUGGAACUAACACUAAAAAAAGAGAAAAUCUUCCCUUAUGCCAGGUUGUAAUGCUGCUAGCAUUAGAAAUGACCUGCUGCACAGCAUUACAUUUUUAGCAGCUAAAUAUUGAUUGUACAAGAAUGCAGCAUGCAGAUUCAUUUAGUUUUAAAACACUAUAUUUAAGUCUAUAAACCUUGCCAGAUUUGGCAAGGUGCUGAUAUUCCAGUCACAAAUUUUUACUACCUUCAUCAUCUUGUCAUAAUUUUGUUAAUGUUUUAUUUAACUCGCAUUUUUUUUUUUCUUGUUCAUAUGUUACACACAAAUGUUAUUGGGAAAUAAAAA
Molecule: messenger RNA, 1584 nt
Organism: Biomphalaria glabrata
Lineage: Eukaryota; Metazoa; Mollusca; Gastropoda; Planorbidae
Product: gem-associated protein 2-like
Exons: 8
Coding region: 51-848 (265 amino acids)
Biological process (GO): spliceosomal complex assembly; spliceosomal snRNP assembly
Cellular component (GO): spliceosomal complex; SMN complex; nucleus
Source: RefSeq, a predicted model, not a curated record